GUCACUCGGUCUGUCUGUUGUGUAGUUAAUAGUGAUCGGGCCGCGGACAGUGUUCGUGUUGUGCGCUGUCGUGUUCGUUCCAAACUAUUUCACUCAUUUACCUCUUAAUUACAAUCAGCAUUAUUUAAUUUUGUAUAACAAAUAAUGUUAUAAUCAUUACUUUUACAAAAUUUGUUAUUUUUUCAAUUAUUCAUACUAACGAUAUUAAAUAUUUCCCACUUUCGAGUAGAGUGAUAUGAGGAUACUUAUCUAUCAAGCGUAUACAUAGUGUUAUUCGUUCAGUAUUAUUUUCUUAAGGGUUCCAUAAUUUAUUUCUAAAAUACCAAAUCGACAUUUUGUUUUUACUGUAUUUAAUUUUUACGUAUGUCAAAUACUUGAUAAUUGUUGUGGAUCAGAGCUCGAUGAGCUUGAGUUGAAAACACAAUUUUUAACUGACAGUUGUAUAAGUGAACCUCUUGGAUUACAAUGGUGCGGCAGCGAUACCUUGAAAAAAACGGACUGCUGAGCUACGAGAACCCCAAUUAUCACCUGGAUCCAUCCAGGUUGGAUGACGCCCUCAACUCCAACACGGAGGAGGAUCCGCUGUACAGUGAGCUGCUGCUGCGAGAGCUGGGAAGUGUGGUAGGUCUGCGUGAACACUCUCACACCGGUCGCCGCCAGUACGCUAGCCUCGACAUCGGCAGCAUGGGUGUGGAUGUCACCACUGGCCCUGUCACUGCUCUCGACACAGACAACAGACACCUCAGGGGCAGUUCUGCAGUGUUGGACAACUCUGUGAAUGUGAACUUGAACCGCAGCGGUAGACCACUGGACCUUACAGCCACUCUACACCUCUCCAAGCCUGACCUCAUAGAAACUACAGAGCAUAACAAUGUUUUUGAAAAGACAAGUGCCAUCCCUCAUGUGCCCGGGCAGCUGAACAAUGACCUGUACGCUGUACCGGUGAAGCGACGGUCACCUCCGUCUAGCCCUGCCAAGGCUGCACCUGCUCCUCCAUCCCCCUGUGACCAGGAUUUGCCUGCAGGCUGGGAGAGACAUGAAGAUAAUGAUGGGCCCUACUACUGGCAUAUCAAGAGUGGAACUAUACAACGAGAUCCGCCGGAGUGUGAUGGAAGCGGCAAGCAUGAGCCUCGCACUCCCCUCGUCAAGGAGGCUGAGACGGUGUUAAAUUCAUACCAGCAAAGUGGAGUUGUGAGCCUGGUGACACGGAGCAACACCAGCUCAGCUCUCGAGGAUCUCGAUACUCGCAAGAAGGAGGAACUGGCCUUCAAGAGGAGGAGCUACCCUGCUAGAGCAGAACCUGAGUGCAAGGAACGCCCAAUACGGUUUGCUGUGCGUUCACUGGGUUGGGUGGAGAUAGCAGAAGAGGAUCUGACUCCUGAGCGCAGCAGUAAAGCUGUCAACAAGUGCAUCGUAGAUCUGUCCCUUGGCCGCAACGAUCUCAUAGACAAUGUUGGCCGUUGGGGAGACGGCAAGGAUCUAUUCAUGGACUUGGACGAGGGAGCCCUGAAGCUGAUAGAUCCAGAGAAUCUGACUACUCUCAACACUCAGCCCAUCCACACGAUACGAGUGUGGGGCGUGGGCCGAGACAACGGCAGGGAGAGAGAUUUUGCAUACGUGGCACGUGACCGAACGACACGCAAACACAUGUGCCACGUGUUCCGAUGUGACAUACCGGCACGCACAAUCGCCAACACACUACGAGACAUCUGCAAGAAGAUUAUGAUUGAACGCAGUCUCCAACAAAACCUAGCAAAACCCAUUGAUAUUAAUGGCAGUGGUAUUAGUAGUCGAGCUGGACUUGCUACUAGACCCACCAAUCUACCCAUGGAACACAGACGUUUCCAUCGUAAUGGACAGACUCUAGUCACCCAGUCGUUUCCGACACCAAUGGAGGAGCCCAAGAAGGUGUUGCGGGCUGACUACCUGGGUUCUCUACAAGUGUCCAGAGCUGCUGGCAUGGAUGUGCUCAAUGAUGCCAUAGACCAGAUAGUCAACACAGUCCCCGUGGAACAGUGGAGACCUGUCAACGUAGCAGUUGCCCCCUCCAUGAUCACCAUUGUACAAGCAGAUGACGAAAGUAAACCAGUGACAGAGUGCAGAGUUCGGUACCUGUCAUUCCUUGGCAUUGGCCACAAUGUGAAACACUGUGCAUUCAUCAUGCACACAGCACAGGACUUGUUCAUAGCACAUGUUUUCCACUGUGAACCGAGCUCCGGGGCUCUCUGCAAGACUAUUGAGGCAGCCUGCAAGUUGAGGUACCAGAAGUGCCUGGAUGCACAUCCAGGUCGUACUGCUGCCACUGCUGCUGGCCAAGGCAAGGGGCUGGGAGCCACCAUCAAGUCACUGGUAUCAGGGCUCACCGGCCGCCGGCCACGCACCGCAGACUCCUGAGAAGAAGCACUCUCUCUGCAGGAACUGUGGUCUGGAGCAGAGUCUGCAGAGCGAGAGGUGAUCCCCCAUCGUCACCUGCAGUCACCGCUGACUUCGCGCUACUUUAGUCCCAGCAGUGGCACCAGUCCGUCGGCUAGCCUGCAGUCUCUCCUGUCCCCCUCAUUGGAUACUCGUAGACUACACCAGCUCGCGGCUGCUGCUGCUCCCUGGGAGUACUAAUCUCACUACUCCAGCUUUAUAUUCAUUGUAGGAAUGAUUUUCCUAACAAUCGGUUUUUAAACAAGUAUUGACUGUCUGUCUGAACUGUUCUUUUCACCAAAAGUUAAAAGUUAAUUUUAACUCUAAAAAUUGUAAUGUGUUGUAAAAUUUUUUGUUGCUUUAUAUAACUCAUACAUGUUUAUUUAUUUUGUAAGAAUCCAUUAUAUUUAUAUUGCAUUAAUUAUUCUUUACAAAUUAAAUAAUCGUUUUGUCUACUGUAAAACAUUUUGUAUUGAGGAAAAUCAACAUUCCAAACUGUGAUUGAAUAUGCAAAUUUGAUUCUUACAAUUUACUAUUGAUUUCUUUCUUAAUAAAACAUUUAAAGAAUGAAUACAUUUUGAUGGUAAAUAUGAUCGUUUUUAGGGAUGUAAAUAAAAGAGAACCAUAUUUACAGAGAGCUUCACCAUUUAUUGCUAUUUGUAAUUUGUAAAUUUAAAUUGACUCAUUAUUAUUGUAGUAGGGUAUAAUUUAGCUAUGUUAGGUAUGAUGGAAUGUGCAAUGUAAGUAGAAUUAAUGCACAGCUUAUGAUCAAACUUAUAACAAUAUUCUACUUGAACCAGAUAUGUGUAAUGUUUUGAUAUGAAUGCUUAUGGGUGUAUUUGUAAACUUCAAGGUGUUUCUCAAAAUCACAGAUUUUGUAAACAUGUAUGAGAAAGAUGGGCUUGCAAGCUUGUAUAUGUAUGUUUAUACAUUCCUUCGUAAAAUGGGGAUAUAUGGUUCAAUCUCCUCUUUUGAUUCCCUGGUACACACUGACUAUUUACUUUAAAACUAAGAUUAGAAGAAUGUUAAGUAUUUAUUAGAAAUUAUAGGUUUUUAAUGAUUUUAAUAACCUAAUUAUAAUUCAAUAUGUCUUUUGUUAGUACAGUGUAAAAAUAAUUCAAUAUUGCAUUUUAAUGACAUUGUAUAUUUGUUCAGUUUUUGAAAGCUUUAUUCCAUGUGCAUGCAUUUUAGGUUUUCUACAGUCAUUACAGUAAAAUAUUGCUAAUCCAGGAUUGCUGGUUAUCCAUGACAAAAUACUAAUCAGUCAAUGUUCAAGAUUUCGUAGUCUAGCUUUGAACGUAUGCUAUGAAUAAAUGAAGGUCAUAAUCACAUUACCCAACCUGCGCCUCAGAUAAUCUAGGCUACCCACCUCAACACAUGAUGGUUAAUAUUAUCUACUUCUAUAGUCGAUGAUAAAGCUGGAACACCACAAAUAUGUAAUAAAAUUUAUAUAUUUUUAUUUUAAUUUUAUUUGUAUUCAAAGCUUAAACUUUUUACAUCAAAUUUGUAAAUAUAAUACCAAGGCAAAUCAUUGUACGCCUGUUAUUAAAAUGUUUAACAUUCGUUAACAUAUUUUGGUAAUGCCAUGCAUAUUUUCAAAAUAACAAGUAUAUGAUCUGUAAAAAGAAUCAUUAAUGAAUUAGUUUGGGAAUCCAACGCAAUGUUUAUUUACAAUUAUUGAUACAAGCAUCAUAUAUUCAUUCAUUGAUAAUGCUGAUUGCAUAGUGUAUGAGUAGAUAUGCUGAAAACAACAAGAAGGAAGCUAAACAAUUUUAACAGUUAAAAACAAAUUUUAGUACUAAAAUAUCAUGAACAUUAUUAUUACUAAAUAAUAAUUCUAUAAAGUUAUUCUAAAGAUCUAAUUAAAAGGUAGAGAUAUAUCACAAUAACCUUUGUUUUGUUUACACUGGCUUGCAAAUAUUUUAUGUGUAUUAGACACCUUUUUUAAACACAGUUAAAGUAUUGUCUAUAAUAAUUAGUACUUGUUGUAUAGUGACAAUUAUUAUGGCACUAAAUUAUUUACUAUAGCACCAAAACAACCUCAGUGUUAAUUCACCACAUGGGAAUACUAAAGCAAACAAGCCAGAUAGCAAAAUGUUUGAUUUGACAUAACAAUGUUCAAUUAUUAUGAUUCUCAGCAGCAAGUCGAUGGUAACCUAUACUGGGUGACCGUGCACCGACACUGGGGUUUACUGGCAUGUCAGAGUCGGUGUACUUCACCUGCAGUGUGUGAGUGAGGCAUCGUGAAAAUCAGGCAAUUCCACUAUACGUUGUGAACAAUAUACAGUAAGUUUUUCAGUUAUUUUUCACAGUUAGAUGUGUGUGUGGUCUAUAUUUUUUAAAGUAGGCGAGUGGGUAAAUGAUAACGUCUGACUGUGACAGUGGCAGUAGGGAGCAGAUGGUAUAACCUCAGCUGGCAGUAGAUGAACUUGAAAAAAACCCAACAUUAAUCUUUCAGUUGCAUUGGCAUAAUAACUCACCAACCAACAACGCAUGGUUUGAGAGAUUAGUUCUGUUAUUUACUGUUUUGUACUUAAAGUUGUCUAAGUAUUUAUUUAGUACUUAACCUUUUUCUCAUUCACUGCAGUAUCUCUUAAUAAAAGUUAAAGUGUGUCUACAGAUUUUUCCACUCAACUAGCUUACCCUGGAUUACCAAAAGUUGACUGUAGUUAUCAUCUAAUAUUUAUAAAUACUAAGAUAUACAUCAGGAAGUAAGUCAGGAGGAAUCAUAAGUAAGUAAUUGAUAAUCAUAAAUCUCUAAUGUAAAUACGCCUGUGUACAGCGACCAUACCUUGACCUAGCACAAACACUCGUAGGUUUGUUGUUAUAGUGUAGGCUAUUCACAAUUAAAAUUCUAUGCAGCCAAUUUUCUUUAUCAAAGCUAAGUAUGUGGUGAAUAUAAUGUAGGAGUACAGUAGUUAGAUAAAGCUGUUGUGUAAAUAAUUCAGUUUCAUAAUACACUAGUUUUUAUUUUUCUAAUUUUACACCAAAGACAUGUUAAGUAUAAUCUGGUCAAUGUUUCAAGCAUAGUUUCAGUUACGUGUAAGAAUACAAUCAUGAGCUGGUAAUGUUUAUAAUGAUUUCCUGAUACUUUUUAAUGUUAAAUAUUAUUAUUUAAAAUGUGUGUAGUUUAUAAGUUGUGACUGUUCUAAUCGUUAAAUCUUUAACCAGAGAUCAUUUACUGUUAUAAAUGUAAAAUGUUCUGAAUUUCAUAUUUCAAUCAUGCUGUUUCACAUGGUUUUAUUUGUACCUAGUUAAGUUUUUAUUACAUCUUUAUGUAAACCACUUUCUUCAGUUAUAAUUGCUAUGUAAGUUCAAAUGUAAGGUACUAUAUUCACAUUUUUAGUUCUUCCUCAUAUUAAUAUGUUAACAUACCUUAAUCAGAUUAAAUAUAGUGAUUUCAUCAAAUUGUCAAAUUUAUAAACUGAGGAAGUGGAAUAUUUCUUUAAAAGAUUAUCACAUACUAAAGGUUACAAACACUCAUGGAGCUAAAAAUGCAUUUAAUUAAGGAAGAGCAAAGCACUUAAUCCAUUCCUACUUAUUAAUAUUAUCAAUUAGUUGUUUAAAAUUGACAGUAAAAUUAGUUUUAGUGAUUCAUGAUUUUUAACCUUAAAUGUUGUUGAGCAUGUGUACUACGCAUAUUUUUACAAUCAUGUCUUAUUUACCUCCAACCAGUUUUUUAUACAAAAGAAUUUUAUUUUCAGAAAAUAUAUUAUAUUAUCAUUUCUUAUCAGAUUAAUAGAUGUUUUCUUAAAUAAUAUAAAGGUUAUUAAAAAUAUGUAGCUUAAUAAAUUAAGCAUAAUAUUUGGAAGUAGAAAAAAAUAAAAUAUCAUUAUUAAUUACAACCAGGACUUUGUAAUUAUGUAUUCAUUUUAAGUUUAUUCAUUGUUGAUUAAAUUGUGUUUAGUUUUACAAUGUACAUUAAGCUUUUUGUGGUUGUUAUGUGAUUGUAUGAGCUCAGAUAUUUGGCUGAUAAAUCAGAGUUAAAGCAUUUCAUUGAUUCUCUUAUAUAAUGCUGAUUGUAGCAUUUGCUUUUGGACAGUGGUACCAGCUAAUCUACCAUAUGUUUGAUCACGUAUUUCACCAUCCGUACUGUUUCAGUUCAGAAUAGAUUUCAUCAUUUACUACUUAUGAAAAUCAUAACCUAGUUAAUAAUUUAUAUUUAAAGUGGAAUAUAUUAAAAAUUAACUGAAUUUAUUUUAUCUAGUAAAUCUAGUCUUUAAAUUUGUACAAACUGUUAUAUAUUUGUAUGAUCUAUGUUGUUCCCAUAUACUAAUGUUUAUGAAUAUUUAAAAUGGGGGUUUCUUGUAGAAUCAACUAAAAAAUUAACCCUAACGUACAAAAUAUUUGAAAUUUUAAAAGUGGGUUGAAAGCCAAGACUUGUUUUAUGUUUUAGCCACCUAAAAUAAGAAGUUGUAACAAGAGAAGUGUUUAUUCUUCUAAUGCAACUUGGCUAUAUUGCAGUCUUAGUGCAGUUGUAAUGAUUGUUCUUAUUCCUACAGGGGAUUUUAGUGUUUUAUGUACUUUUUUAUUACAAAUUAAAGACAUAUGAAUAAAAUAUUGUGACUUUUCAAAUUUAUACUAAACAUGUCUGUUGAGUUUAUUUGUCAUUUUGUAAUAAAAUACGUUGAAAGUAUUGCUACCAGAUUCGAGUAAAAAGAGACGUAGUAUCAAGUAUCGGAAUAGACCCAUCAACAAUAUAUAUUAACGGACUGUACAUUUUUACCAGUCUAAUAGUGAAACAACCAUUGUAACAAUCUGCUCAAGUUUGUAUGAAUAAAUGAUCACAUAAUCUCUCAACUGCCCUCCAUAUGAAAACAAAACAUAAUCAGUUUCUGCAGUGAAGGCUUUUAAAGGUGUUGUGGCUUGAAAUAAACAAAAUAAUUUGGUAGAAUGAGUUUACAAGAAAACUGUACAGUAAUAAAAUACUGUAAUGGUUGUCUAAGUUCAUACUGUCUUUCAUGAACAAGCACAAAGAGUUAAUGUAUUACUUUAUACUACAUUAGUUAUGUGAAGUUUAUUUAAUUAUUGUACUUUGUGAUGUACUACAUAUAGUUUUAUGGUGCCAUUUUUUAUCAAAUUACAAUGUAAUAAUUAGAUUUGCUGUUAAUGUUUAUAAGCAAACAUAUCCGUUGCAAUAAUUCAGUUUUUGUGCCAAUUAAAUAUUAAUUUUUGUAUUUAGUAUACUAUUCUUUAUUUUAUUCUAUCAGUAUUAUAAGUAGUAUUAUUUUCCGUCAGAGUUCUUCGACAUUACUCUUACGUUAAAUAUUUUAAAAUAUACAUAUUUAUAUAACAUUUAAUAAGACUGUUUGAUUUUUUCAUAUAUAACUUUCUCAGAGUGUUUUGUUAGAUGUAUUAUACACUUGCUGUUACUUGUCAAAACUGCUGUUUACAUUAUGUUACAAGUGUAAAAAAUCUUCUGUAAUAUAAAUUUUGCAAUGUUACUAUUUUUCUAAUCAGGCUUGCACAGAGCUUGGCUUGUCCAGUACGAUAUGUCGUACUGCAUAGAUCACUGUCACUGCUGAAUAAAUAGGAAAAUGUUGGCAGA
Homalodisca vitripennis (glassy-winged sharpshooter) is the source of this 7960-nucleotide messenger RNA. Its product is annotated as protein Fe65 homolog. Gene Ontology annotation, biological process: regulation of DNA-templated transcription. Gene Ontology annotation, cellular component: nucleus; cytoplasm. Gene Ontology annotation, molecular function: transcription factor binding; amyloid-beta binding. NCBI's taxonomy places the organism in Eukaryota, Metazoa, Arthropoda, Insecta, Hemiptera, Cicadellidae. The transcript is spliced from 15 exons. Bases 466 to 2394 code for a protein of 642 amino acids. The record is from RefSeq and is a predicted model, not a curated record.